Colletotrichum karsti is the source of this 2061-nucleotide messenger RNA. RefSeq lists its product as uncharacterized. The transcript has a single exon. Lineage: Eukaryota; Fungi; Ascomycota; Sordariomycetes; Glomerellales; Glomerellaceae. Bases 1 to 2061 code for a protein of 686 amino acids. The record is from RefSeq and is a predicted model, not a curated record.
AUGGCGAGCCCCGACCAGGCUAUGCCGAAAGAAUGGAGCGAAAAGAUGUACAAGAUCAGAGAAUGGUUCGACGGCGAUGAAAACGUCAGAUUGGCACACAUCCAAACACCCCCGGGCUGUGAAAAAGACGCCCGGCUCAUCCAAUCCCUCCAGCAGAUGAUUGCGGCAAAAACGUCCGGACAAGAGUGCGACAACCACACGACAUCAUACAUGCUACGGAGCCGGGAGGAAGCCCAAAAAGUCGCGGACUGUUGGUCUAAGCAGCAGGACGACUCUUUACCGCAGAUUACAACUUACAAGGGGCUUCGAAGCGUCUUUCCAGGCCGUACUCUGGACUGCAAACACCUCCUUAUCAUCGACGUGGACGAGACACUCGGUUUCAACUACGCCCGAUUGGCAAUGGAAUUGUCGGAGUUGAUCUGCGACUGGUCAGAGAGUGCGAUCCUUCGAGUGGCGUGGAUAUCUCCAAACCCGAUCGACCAAAGCCUCAGCAAAAUGGUGUCCGUUUUCCUCGAUGCGGAUGAAGUCGACAUUGCUACAUUCCAACUUCCACAGCUCGAUGGCAAGCCGACAGCGGGCAGCUUCAAAUGGAAGGUGUACCGUGCCGACUACCAAAGAUUCUUGCAAGAAGCAGCAACGGUCAUAUCGCAAGAUUACGGCCUCCAAGACGACAAGGCGUCCAAUACCAAGUCGCCAUUCAAGAGAACAAGAACUGGUGUCUAUUAUGACGCCUUGGGCCCGACGAACUUGAGCCAUCGCCCAGACCCCUUCCACGAAAGGUUGACCAAGCUGGCGGUCAAGUCUUUCGUAGUACAAGGUGACGAAGAGCCCUUGGCCACUGAUACCGGUGCGGUAGUCAUGCUUCCCGCGUUCUCAACGUCCAAAUCAAGGCUUCCGGAUGGUGUACAACAUUUGGUGCUAUGCAAGGAAAGAGUUGUCAAACGCUUCGAUCCUAUGAUCUCAAGGGUCGUCAACGCGGUCGGGCUCGCGUCAAAGAGCGAGCUCAACAAACAGAUCCAACGGGCGUUGGAAGAUGAGGGUGUCUCAUCCAACUUGACCAUCCAUUCCCAGCUGUCCAUGGAGGAAAUUCAACAUCUAGGAGAACACAGAGUAUUCGAAGAUCAGCUCCUGGACGCUUUCAUUCUCUGGGCGUUGGUUCAGUACCCGAGCUUGAGUACCGACCGUCUGGCCACAUGCUUCAUACGCAAUCGAAACGGCCUGCAUGAGGCGCUCGGAAAUCUUACUGUAUUGGGCUGCCUGGAAAGAGUUGUGGGCACGGAGGCGCCAAUCAAAGUCACAUACAAGCUUACGGAACUUGGUCGGUGGACCUGCCGAUGGUCCGCCCUCACCGACUACGACGUCUCGUGCGCGAUCCUUCUUGGCUACUGCUCGGACGAGAGAAUAAGUCCUGUCUUGCGCCUUGCUAUCGUCCAAAUUGUGGCUAUUGUCCUGCGGUUCCAAGGCACCACUGCGUUCUUCAGGCUUCGCUGGGAGGCUGAGCUUACGAACGGAAUCCUGGCGGAAUGUCGAGAUGUCCCCGUCGAGGCAAUCCGUUCCAGUGCUAUUUGGAUGGCUUUGGCCAUUUACCGGCUUUAUUUGGGGUAUCCGAAGAUAAGUCAGCGGCAAGCGGACUCCGGAAAUCUGACCAUCGACUUGGCUCAAUGUACGAAUAUUCAUGUCACUGCCGAGUCCAUCCUUCUCAAGUUGAGAGAAGGGGGCCUAGAGCCAGAGAUCGACCCGGAACAGAGUCUCGACAUGGAUCUCAUGGGACAGCUUGAAUACUUGAUGGUCAAGGCCUGGUUGCACCGCGUCGUCUACUUGGACGGGCCUCGGUCAUGGAGCGUUCUGUCGAAAACGCCGCUGAUGUGCGACAAAGAUGAUGUGAUCUUGGACUGGGAUCGCAUGAAAGGAGGCUUCGGCCUCUUCUUCUUCACGGACAGGGAGGAGUCGAUCUAUAAGGGCCGUCUUCUAACGACGGUCCCAACGGCGACAGUCGUCGAAGCCUUUCAAGAGUUGGGAUUGAAGCCCAAUGGCCCGGUGCAAUUUGGUGAAAGGGUGUAA